CAACUUUUCCUUAGCCAUAUUUGUGAACUGAGAAGAAAUCUACAAGACGAGCAAAGCAAAGCAAAGCCAGCGAAGGGAACGCAGACAUGUCGUUCAUGAAAGGAGAUUUGUUAACGAAAGCAAGGAAACUCGUCAAAGGUUUAGCCAAACCUGAGCCUGCUUGGCUCAAAGCCAUGGAACAGGCGCCACCUGCAACCUUUCCUCGUGCUGAUGGAAAAGUUAAGAGGAUCAUUCUCCCAGAAGAUGUGUACAUAAGAAAAUUCUUCCAGAAAUAUCCAGAGUCAAAGCAUCAAGAUGCCAUCAAAAUAUCUGGUUUUGAUCCACCUCCAGCCCGUCUAUUCGGUUUGCGGGUGCUUGAGUUGAAAGAGCAGGGAGUCAGCGAGGAGGAAGCGAUGGCUGUAGCUGAUAUGGAAUAUUCGACGGAGAAAAAGGAGAAGAAGAAGGCAUAUGCUCGAUUGAAACAAAUUGCCCGUCUUCAAGGAAAGAAACCUCCACCCAACCCAUAUGCUAGUAUUAUCAAGCAGAUACAGGCGGAGGAGAAAAAGUUUGUGCGUGAUCGUUUCUUUGAUCCUGAUACAUUGAAAAUUGUGGAGAAGCUGAAAGAGGAGAGGAAAGCUGAGAUGCAGGAUAGAAUGGGUGGGGAAGGCUUUUGAGAUGACAUGUUUUUUGUGAAAUGGUGCUUAGUGAUAGUAACCAGAACUUUAAUUAGUUGGCGAGCAUAGAUUCUUACUACUUUUUUGCUUUCUGCUUAAAUGAGUUAUUAUAUAGAAAUGGGAAGCAUUGGACCGAGUACCAAAUCCCUUGCAUCUGAUAAAUGUUAGAACUUUGUUAUCUUCAUAUUUAUACUAAACAUUCAGAUAUUGCAAUAAGUGCUGGAUCCUAUUCCCGACUGCGAAUGCAACGUGAUUUCUUUUUUGAAGUA
Molecule: messenger RNA, 922 nt
Organism: Theobroma umbraticum
Lineage: Eukaryota; Viridiplantae; Streptophyta; Magnoliopsida; Malvales; Malvaceae
Source: RefSeq, a predicted model, not a curated record